UCUAGCAAAAUUUGUGAAUAGUUCUUUCAGGAACGAACUGUCUGAUGAUAAAAUGAAUGAGCUUUUGAAACAGGUGCAUCGGCCUGAAAAUUGUGAUGCUCUUGUUAAAACUCGUGUUAAUCAAGGGAUAUGGCGUCUGCUGCGAUCUCAGGUUCAAUAUGAUGAUAAUAAAAUGCAAAGUGUUCAAGAACUUUUGGUGAAAGCAGCAUCUAACAUUACCAAAUCUGUUGACAUAUUAGCCAAUUCCACAGAAGACCCAUCAGUUGCAUGUAGUAAGGCCAUUGAUCUUUCAACCAAUGCUAUAGCCCUUUUAGGCCAGACCUACAGAAACAUUAACAUAAGAAGAAAAGAGCUUCACAAAAGCAGUUUGGACCCCAAAUACCAUUAUCUUGCCUCUCCAUCAUUGCCAUGUACAGAUUUUUUGUAUGGUGAUGACAAUGACGUUAAUAGGAAUGUUCGUGAGAUAAACGAUCUCAACAAAAUUGGCCGCAUUGGGCAGCAAUUUGGCAGAGGACGUGACUUCCGUCGUCCCCAUCCAUACAGAUCGGGGUUUAGAGGUCGAGGCCGAUUUCGUGGUCGAGGCCGUGGUGAUGCUGGCUUUUCAAAAAACGGCCGAGCAUUGGCACCGAGGAAAUAGACAAGUUUGCUGGGACGCCUAGUACAGAAAGUACGGGUGGAUGCUGCGGAGAUGGUCCUGGUGGCACCUCUUUGGGUAACGCAGAAUUGGUUUACUCCAAUCCUCGAGAUGUUGAUACAGGAUCCUCUCAUCUUGAAGGUGAAGAAACAGACUUUGAAUGUUCCAGGAACCAAAAAGGUACAUCCUCUGGUGAACAAGUUGCAUUUGAUGGUAUGUCAUAUAUCAGGAAUUCCUUCAAAAGCCGAGCUUUAUCGGAAGAAUCUGUCGAAAUUCUCAUGGCUUCUUGGAGAAAAUCCACUAAGAAGCAAUAUCAGUGUUACAUCAAGAAAUGGGUUCUCUUCUGUUGCGAAAGGAAAAGUGAUAUUUUUCAAACGACUAUUGAAUCAGUAAUAGAAUUUCUUACUUAUUUAUACAAACAAAAAUAUAGCUAUGAAACAUUGAACACUGCUCGUAGUGCAUUGUCAAAUUUGUGUAAGUUAGUAGAUGGACAUUCUGUUGGUUCACAUCCAUUAGUUGUCAGAUAUAUGACAGGAGUUUUCAAUUUACGGCCAAGACGUGUUAAAUAUACAGAGACCUGGGAUGUGGCCAUUCUUCUGCGUUAUUUGAAGACGUUGACACCAGUUUCAUCUUUGACUUUGAAGAUGUUAUGUUGCAAAUUAGUAACUCUUAUUGUGCUCACUCAAGCAAGUCGUUCACAUUCAGUUAGUUUAUUAACUUUGGACGGAAUGAAACAAGAAGAUUCAUUCUUUGUUGUAUACUAUAGUGGGUUAUUGAAGCAAUGUCGUAAGGGUAAAGUAAACCCUUUUGUUAUGCUAAAGAAAUACAAUUUAGAUAAUGCUAUAUGUGUGUACACUACACUUGAAGAAUAUAUUUCACGUACAAGGAUAUUACGUGGAGUAAAUAUGAAUUUGUUUAUCAGUUAUAUUAAGCCUUAUAACUCUGUUGGACCUACUACUAUUGCUAGAUGGGUCAAAUUCAUGAUGAGUAAAGCUGGGAUUGAUGUAAAUAAGUUUAAAACGCAUAGUGCUCGUUGUGCUACAACUUCAAAAGCUAAGCAGAGUGGUUUACCAUUGGCGGAGAUUCUAAAAGUUGCUGGGUGGUCAAGUGAGAGAACAUUUGCCCAGUAUUAUGAGAAGCCAAUAGAGAACUGUGAAGAUUUUCAAUCUGCUGUGCUGCAAUAGAUACACAUUAUUAUAAGGUAAUAUUUAAAGGUUUCUUUAAAUAUUGGCCCAUAUUUAUAUCGUAGCUCAAAAAAGUCAUGUCCUUCAGUGUUGAAGUCUCAUUUGAGCACGGAAGUUGUAUGACGUAAUAGAAUUCCCCCAAACAAACUAGACUUACCUUAAGUUGACGUUUGGUUGGAAUUCUGUGUAGUCAUAUGACAACUGGAGGGAUCAAAUGCCCUCCCUCACCACCCUUUAUUUUAUUUGGUGAGAGUUUAAAAUUUUCAUCUGUAUUCAUUUGAUAUGGACAUAACUUUUUUGAAAUCGUGUUGAAGACUGACAAUAUAUCGAUCUGCUCGUGCACAUCUCAU
Dreissena polymorpha is the source of this 2168-nucleotide messenger RNA. RefSeq lists its product as uncharacterized. Lineage: Eukaryota; Metazoa; Mollusca; Bivalvia; Myida; Dreissenidae. Gene Ontology annotation, molecular function: DNA binding. The coding region runs from base 850 to 1818 and encodes 322 amino acids. Gene Ontology annotation, biological process: DNA integration; DNA recombination. The record is from RefSeq and is a predicted model, not a curated record. The transcript has 2 exons.